Molecule: messenger RNA, 500 nt
Organism: Apis laboriosa (Himalayan honeybee)
Lineage: Eukaryota; Metazoa; Arthropoda; Insecta; Hymenoptera; Apidae
Product: mitochondrial pyruvate carrier 4-like
Exons: 3
Coding region: 1-372 (123 amino acids)
Biological process (GO): pyruvate import into mitochondria
Cellular component (GO): mitochondrial inner membrane
Molecular function (GO): pyruvate transmembrane transporter activity
Source: RefSeq, a predicted model, not a curated record
AUGCAGCCACCAGAAGAAAAGAAAAAGACUCCUUAUCAACAACUUAUGAUAAAAAUAGCCUCUUUUAUAAAAUUUGUAAUUAUUAUUAACAUUUUUAUUAAUAUAGGACCAACUACAGUAUUCUUCUGGGCACCUACAUUUAAAUGGGGUUUGGUAAUAGCGGGAAUUGGAGAUCUUAGACGACCACCAGAAACAAUUUCUCUUAGUCAAACUGCAAGUCUUAUGAUUACUGGUGCUAUAUGGUCUAGAUAUUCCCUAGUUAUCACACCAAAAAAUUACAAUUUGUUUAGUGUAAAUGCAUUUGUAUGCUGCACAGGGACGUACAGUUUUUUGAGAGGAUUGCUUUAUCAUAUGCAAAAGGAUAAAGAAUAAGGAUUUUAAGAAUUUAUUAUUAUUAUAUCAUUAUUUUUAUCAUUAUUAUUAUUGUUAUUAUUAUUAUUAUUAUUAUUAUUGUUAUUAUUAUUAUAUUUAUUAUUAUUUAUAGUACAUAUACCAUAAAA